GCAGCACUGUACUCUCCUUCCUCCUUCUUUACCUCUCAUAUUCAGAAUCCCCACCGCCCUGUCAGAGCUGGGACUAUCAGCACACCAGAUAAUUAUCUAGUGUUCUAAAACCAAAUGCCAAAAUGGAUGAAAAGUGUCGGAGCUUGCUGCUUCAGAACAGAGCAGCGUUGGCAAUGGACAUAAAGACAUCCUAUAUUAUGGAUAAUAUGAUAAGCGAUGGCGUCCUUACUGUGAAAGAGGAGGAAAGUGUAAAAGCCCAGGCCACAUCGCUGGAACGUGCUAAUCAUCUUAUUAAUCUAAUUCUUGAAAAAAACAAUCGUGCUUAUAUUUCCUUUUUUAAUGCACUGCUGCAUGAAGGAUACAAAGACCUUGCUUCUCUUCUUAGGGAAGGAGUCAACAUCGAUCUUUCUACCAGCGGCAGGCAUAUCACCACUGGCAUCACGUCAUAUGUUAAAACCGUGCUCUGUGAGGGUGGGGUGCCACAGAGACCUGUUGUAUGUGUCACUCGACCUGAACUGAUUAAGGAAAUUCAGCAACGUUUAAACGAUUUGAAAGAUGAUCCAGGCUGGGUUACUGUCUAUGGGAUGGCCGGCUGUGGGAAGUCUGUCCUAGCAGCAGAAGCUCUCCGGGAACACCGGAUAUUGGAAGGAUGUUUUCCUGGAGGCGUACAUUGGAUCUCUAUUGGAAAACAAGACAAGGCUGGCCUUCUGAUGAAGCUCCAGAAUCUAUGUAUCCGUUUGGAUCAGGAACUGAAGUAUUCUCAACGCCCGCCGCUAAACAUCGAGGAAGCAAGAGAUAGACUCCGUGUGCUGGUAAUGAAGGUGUAUCCCAGAAGCCUUUUAAUAUUGGAUGAUGUCUGGGAUUCCUGGGUGCUGAAAGCAUUUGAUAUUCAAUCUCGUGUUCUUAUCACAACGAGAGACAGAAGUGUGACUGAUGCAGUCUCUGGGCAUAAAUACUAUGUCCAGGUGCACAACGAACUAGAGGUCAAGAAAGGACUUGAAAUCCUGUCUCGCUUUGUGGAUAUGAAAGAGCACGACCUCCCCUCUGAAGCUCGUGCCAUUAUUAAAGAAUCCAAAGGCUCACCUCUCGUGGUAUCGUUGAUCGGAGCCCUUUUGCGCGAGUUCCCCAGCCGAUGGAAUUUUUACCUCAAGCAACUCCAGAGAAAGCAGUUUAAACGAAUCAGGAAAUCCUCUUCGUAUGAUUAUGAGGCUCUAGAUGAAGCAAUGUCAAUGAGUGUGGAUAGACUGAAAGAAGAUCUCAAAGACUAUUACAAAGAUUUCUCCAUUAUAGAAAAGGAUGUGAAAGUGCCUACACAGGUCCUAUGUAUCCUGUGGGACAUGGAGAGUGAGAUUGUGGAAGACACAUUGCAAGAGUUUGUUAACAAGUCUUUGUUAUACUGUGAUCGCAACGGGAAAUCCUUUUCAUAUUAUUUGCAUGAUCUACAGCUGGAUUAUCUUACAGAGCGGAAUCGAGAUCAGCUCCCGGAGCUUCAUUCCAAGCUUGUUGGCCAGUAUUAUAAACACUAUGCAGAUGCCUUGCCAACACCUGACAAAGAAGAUUGUGCAUAUUGGUAUCGUUACUUAGCCUACCACAUGGCUCAGGCCAACAUGCAUCAAGAGCUCGCCUCUCUCUUGUUUUCACUAAACUGGUUGGAUGCAAAAACAAAACUUUAUGGACCAGCCCAUCUUCUUCACGAGUUUAUGAAUUACAGGAAAAUAUUAGAUAAACAGGACAGCAAAAUUCGUGAACAGUUUCAGAAAUUUCUGUCUGCAAAUGGACAUCUAUUUGGGCUAAAUCCUCCCAUAAACAUUGUGCAGUUGGGCUUAUGUCAGCCUGAAGACUCUGACAUCUACAGACAGGCACUCCAGCAAGCCAAGGAAGAACUCAAAAAUGGGGGUUUCUAUGUCAACUGGCUAAACAAACGGAACAUGGAGAGCCUGCCCAUUCUGACUGUGCGUCCACACACAGAGGCAGUGUACCAUGCGUGCUUUUCUUCUGAUGGACAGAGAAUUGCGUCUUGUGGAGUUGAUAAAACCUUUCAGGUUUUUAAAAGUGAAACAGGAGAGAUCCUAUUUCAGGUAGACGCUCAUGAGGACGACGUGUUAUGCUGUGCGUUCUCCGCUGACAAUAAGUUAAUAGCUACUUGCUCAGCAGAUAAGAAAGUGAAAAUUUGGAACUCUCAUACAGGAAAACUAAUAAGGGAGUAUGAUGAACAUUCAGAGGCAGUGACCUGCUGCCAGUUCACUAAUGGAACCUCGCCGUCGCUGCUUGCCACUUGUUCCCAUGACGGCUUGCUCAAGCUGUGGAAUUCUGAUCUGAAAUAUUGCCAGAAUACACUGUUUGGUCAUUCUGAUUGUGUGAACCAUUGCAGAUAUUCCCCUGACGAUAAGUAUUUGGCCAGUUGCUCUAUGGAUGGAACAUUAAAGAUUUGGGACGUAUCCUCUGCUAACGAGCAUCAGUCUAUCGAUGUUAAAACAGACUAUCAGACAAAUGAUGGAUCACAGAUUCUGCUAAAAUGUUGUUGUUGGUCGAAUGAUGGCAGUAAAGUAAUGGUAACAGCACGUCAUUACCUCUAUAUUUUUGAUGUGGAAACAAGUGACCUUUUUUCUGAGCUGGAAGUGUGUCAUGAAAAUAUAAUCCUAUACUGUGACUUUUGUAAAACCGGUCCGUACGUAGCAAUGGCGUUGUCACACUACGUUGUACAGAUAUGGGAUAUAAACUCGAGCACCAAAAUAGCGGACUUCAAUGCACAUUUCAGCUGGGUUUACUGUGUGGCGUUUUCUCCACAAGGGUCGUCAUUCUUAACUUGCUCUGAAGACCAGAUUGUGAAGCUAUGGGAAACGAAUAAAGUUUGCAAGCCAUCAGGUACAAUCUUACAGCAGGAAUAUGACGUGGCAUUCUCCGGGGAUGAAGUUAUUGUCCUGGUCCCUGACAAAGAACAGCGUCUUCUUCUAAUUAACGGGAAGAGCGAAGAUGUGGUGUUUGAGAGCAGCGCACAGGAUGUGUCUAUAACUUGCUGCUGCCUCAGCAGUGAUCAGCGGCUAGCAGCCUUUGGAGUGGAAGAUGGGGCUUUGAAGGUGAUAGAAGUGCCUAGUGGAAAACUCCUUCAGCACUUAGAUGGUCACAGGCGCUCUGUCCAGCACUGCCAGUUCACAGCAGGUGGAAAAAGUCUUAUUUCAUGCUCAGUAGAUUCCACAAUCAGGGUUUGGGACUUGACCACUGGCCAAAGCAUGGAGUUAAAAGGACACAAAGAAUCUGUAAAGUGUUUUAAAAUGUUACCAAAUUCCAGGCUCUUGUCCUGGUCUUUUGAUGGGACAGUGAAGAUAUGGGAUCUUGUGACUGGAAGCAUGGAGCAGGAUUUUCAUAGCCAUACUGGGACAGUUCUUUCAUGUGAUAUUUCACCUGAUGCCACUAAAUUUGCAUCUACCUCCGCUGAUACUACUGCCAAGAUUUGGAGUUUUACUGAAUCCUCUCCUCUACAUGAACUGAAUGAUCACCGCGCCUGUGUACGUUGUUGCAACUUUUCCCCGGAUAGUAACUAUUUAGCCACCGGAGAUGAUGUUGGUGAAAUUAUGAUCUGGAGUGUGCAAAGUGGGGAACUGCUCAGACAGUGUCGUGAACUAUCUGUGAAAAAAGAUGAUGGAUGGAUGACCAAUGUUUUCUUCUCCCCAGACAGUAAACAAAUAGUCUCUUCCAGCGCAUAUGUCAAAUGGUGGGAUGUCGACACUGGAGUUUGCAAACAGACGUUUUACACAAAUGGCACAAAUCUCAAGUCGAUACAUUUGUGUUCUACAUUUAGAACUUUUGUAACCAUUGACAAUCUUGGAAUUCUGUAUGUACUUCAGCUGGUGGAAUGACAAUAACACGCAGUGUGCAUUAAAUAUUCUUUGCCAUUAGGUUCUUUGAUAAUCUACCUUGUACAACAGGAAGCAAACUGGGUAAACCUACAGGGAUCUUGCUCGGAUCUUGGCUUAGAACAGCUCUCAAAUCUGACAUGCUGGGCUUUUUAAUUGCCACUUAGCGGUAGGCGGAGUAGCGUUAGACUGAAUGUCUCCUAAUCAUUUUAUUUUUUCCUUAUGUUGUCACAGCAAUACAAGAAAAGGCGAACACAGGACAUAUUUGUAACUUAGAUGGUGGCAGCUUUUAAAAACCUGGUACUGUCUUUAUUCUUGUGUUUGCAUGUGUCAUAAAGAAUGUUCUUUUGUAUACAGCUACAAAUUUAAUGGCACUUUUAAAAUUGAUUUUUUUUUUCUUUUAUAAGCUGGUCGUACUAAGUUUAUAAAGUGUAUAGUCCUGCCCUGGACUUUAUGACUUAUAUGGGAGUGCCAUUAUCUUGAACUAAAGCCAUAUAUUAUUACCCCUUAAUAAUAUGAACAGGUAUUCAAAGAAAUUCUCUAACUUUUUCCUUAGUCUGCGUGUGACUAUGAUGUUUAUUUACUAAAAUAAGGGAUUGUGGAGCAUUGAGAAAUGAAUUUCCAAUUUUAGGGUAAAAUAGCCGAAUUGGACAAAUUGUCAAGCUUUCUAUUUUGUCUUGAUAUUAUUCCGUUGCCUUAUAAAUUCUUCGAGUUAUUGACUUUGUCAUUGAGCCUCUGUCUAAAGAAUAUUGGUAUUGCAACUAUUGGUACUGUUGCAUUGUUUACAACUCCUAGUAGCUGCAGUUAGAAUUUUCACCUCUGUACAUGUUGGGUAUUAAUAGGAUAGCCGUUUUUGUGUAAUCAAAUGAGCAAUUCAUUUUUGUGUGUACAUAAAAAAAAAAACAUGUUUUAUAAGUAGAGUGAAUUCUCAGGCAAUGCUUUUGCACACUUUGGAAUAUCAACCAAAUAUUGUAAACUGUGAAUUCCGACAUGGGCCCUGAUCUUGUAGAAAUCUAAGCAAUUGGAAUGUAUUUGUGAAGAUCUGGUAAUAACCUUUUAAACUUUUUUUUUUUUGCUAGAUAUAUAGAAUCAUUAAAUGCAAAUGGGAUGA
Molecule: messenger RNA, 4965 nt
Organism: Pelobates fuscus (common spadefoot toad)
Lineage: Eukaryota; Metazoa; Chordata; Amphibia; Anura; Pelobatidae
Gene: APAF1
Product: apoptotic peptidase activating factor 1
Exons: 27
Coding region: 123-3857 (1244 amino acids)
Biological process (GO): apoptotic signaling pathway; regulation of apoptotic process
Cellular component (GO): apoptosome
Molecular function (GO): protein binding; ADP binding
Source: RefSeq, a predicted model, not a curated record